Messenger RNA from Hevea brasiliensis (rubber tree), 649 nucleotides. RefSeq names its product transcription initiation factor IIA subunit 2-like. Lineage: Eukaryota; Viridiplantae; Streptophyta; Magnoliopsida; Malpighiales; Euphorbiaceae. Gene Ontology annotation, cellular component: transcription factor TFIIA complex. Gene Ontology annotation, molecular function: TBP-class protein binding; RNA polymerase II general transcription initiation factor activity. The record is from RefSeq and is a predicted model, not a curated record. The transcript has 3 exons. Gene Ontology annotation, biological process: transcription initiation at RNA polymerase II promoter; RNA polymerase II preinitiation complex assembly. Bases 29 to 358 code for a protein of 109 amino acids.
UGGUUCAUAUUUCGACAAAUCUUGAAAAAUGACGACGUUAGAACUCUACAGAAGAUCGACUAUAGGCGUUUGCUUGACGGAGGCUUUGGAUGAGAUGGUUGAACGUGGUACUCUUAGGCCGGAGCUAGCGAUCCAAGUUAUACUCCAGUUUGACAAGUCUAUGGCUAAAGCUUUGGAAAGUCAAGUUAAGAGUAAAGUUUCCAUUAAGGGACAUUUGCACACGUACAGAUUCUACGACUAUGUUUGGACUUUUAUUCUAACGGAGGCAUUGUUUAAGAAUAAAUAUUCGCAGGAGAAUGUUGAUCGGGUUAAAAUAGUGGCAUGUGACUCAACGCUACUCAGUGCAAUGAAGUUUUAGAAAUCUGUCUUGUGGCAGUGGAGAAGCAACGAAGAAACCUAAGUUUUAGCUACCAUGGAAGAUUGAAUAUUAGUUUUAGAGCCAUCAACCUUCGUAACUACUGUUUUUUGAUCAUGGUGCAUGCCAUAUUCAAUGAUGUAUCUUCCUCAUUCACUUAAUUAAAGAAGAUCAAACACUUGGGGAGAUGGACACAAUUUAGUGAUAAAAUCAUGAAAACCACGAAUCAUACAAUAGUGGUGCGCAUAUCACGACAUAUUAAUUGUUGCAUGCACACCCUUUUAUUGGUUUGCA